Molecule: messenger RNA, 3032 nt
Organism: Electrophorus electricus (electric eel)
Lineage: Eukaryota; Metazoa; Chordata; Actinopteri; Gymnotiformes; Gymnotidae
Gene: cyth3a
Product: cytohesin 3a
Biological process (GO): regulation of ARF protein signal transduction
Molecular function (GO): guanyl-nucleotide exchange factor activity
Source: RefSeq, a predicted model, not a curated record
UAGCCAGCUCGACGGCUAAAUGAAGCGGCUCCCGUCGCUCUUACGCGUUUGCGCCGGCCCGCGGGUUAUAGAAAGACGGCGAACAUCCACAAAUCUUUGAACGCGAUUAGAAGAUCUGGCCUGUCCAUGCAUGCGUUGGAGGGAUAUGAACGCACCGCUCACAGGACUUCAGCUGGGCUGUGCUGCUGCCGGACUGCCACAAAUGUGAAUGAGGAAAGUCUCUAGGGCUGAAUGACAUUUGGUUUGUUUUUUAUUUGGAAUUAGCAGUUUGCGUUAGCUCUUCACGUCAGGAAUAUGGAUGAAGAUAGUAAAGUACCUGAAGAUCUCUCUGUUGAAGAAAGAGAUGAGCUGUCCAACAUUCGUCGAAGGAAAAAAGAAUUGCUUGAUGACAUCGAACGUUUGAAGUGUGAAAUAGCUGAAGUGAUGACAGAGAUUGAGCAGCUAACAUGCGUGGGAGAGUGCAAAACCACACAAAGGAAUAAGCAGAUUGCUAUUGGAAGAAAAAAGUUCAAUAUGGAUCCUGAAAAGGGAAUCAGGUUUCUUUUGGACAAUGACCUUUUACAACACACACCUGAGGACAUCGCACAGUUCCUGUACAAAGGCGAGGGCUUGAAUAAGACAGUCAUCGGGGACUACUUAGGGGAAAGGGACGACUUCAACAUCAAGGUUCUGCAGGCCUUUGUGGAGCUUCAUGAGUUUGCAGACCUCAACCUGGUGCAAGCCCUAAGGCAGUUUCUGUGGAGCUUCAGACUUCCGGGCGAGGCGCAGAAGAUCGAUCGGAUGAUGGAGGCUUUUGCAUCCCGAUACUGCCAGUGCAACCCUGGCGUUUUUCAGUCCUCAGACACAUGUUACGUCCUGUCAUUCGCCAUCAUCAUGCUUAACACCAGCCUGCAUAACCCCAAUGUCAGGGACAAGCCCUCGGCCGAGAGAUUCAUCUCCAUGAACCGAGGCAUCAACGAGGGGGGUGACCUGCCGGAGGAGCUGCUCACGAACUUGUAUGAAAGCAUUAAAAACGAGCCAUUCAAAAUCCCUGAAGAUGACGGCAAUGACCUGACGCACACGUUCUUCAACCCGGAUAGGGAAGGGUGGCUGCUGAAGUUAGGAGGGAGGGUGAAGACAUGGAAAAGAAGGUGGUUCAUCCUCACUGACAACUGCUUGUACUACUUUGAAUAUACGACGGAUAAGGAACCCCGAGGAAUCAUUCCGUUAGAGAACCUGAGCAUAAGAGAGGUGGAUGAGCCAAGAAAACCAAACUGUUUUGAGCUCUACAACCCGAGCCACAAAGGCCAAGUGAUCAAGGCAUGCAAAACAGAGGCGGACGGCAGGGUUGUGGAGGGGAACCACGUGGUGUACAGAAUCUCAGCCCCCACCCCCGAGGAAAAGGAAGAGUGGAUCAAAUGCAUCAAGGCCAGCAUCAGCAGGGACCCUUUCUAUGAAAUGCUGGCGACCAGAAAGCGGAGGGUGGCCACCAAGAAAUGAAAGUGGGGUGUCUGCCGCCAGAGCAGACACCCCAGAACCAGCAUCUACUGGCUGCUCAUCUACAAUGGAGGCUUUCUCUCUAGAAGACCCCCCUGCAUAACCACAGGGGUUUAGCUGUGGGCGAAAGAUUAACGUCAGCCAAGACAAGACUCUCUGUAGUAAGAGACGUCCAUGGCUGGUGCAAACCUUUGAUGUGAUCAUCUGCAGAUAACCAGGAGAGUUUGGCUUUUUCUUGUGUAAAAUGAUAUGCUGAAAUGGAUAAUAGGCCUUUAAUUCAUUGUGUGCUGGUUAGAUUUACUUGUGUUUUAGGAAAGUGUGAUUGUAAGCUAGUCCCUCUACUCACUACACUAAUCAAACCUUGCGAGCUCAGCACCAGACAAGUAUAGGACAAAACUGAACCAUGUCGGCAAUGCAGAGGACAGUCACGACUAUGCUGCCCUCUACUGGUAAUUACAUUUUACCCCUAAUCCUCUAUUAACUUGAGAACACCCUCUUUACACAUCAGUUUUAUUACAGACUGUAUUUGAUCACUUCAAAACUGACCUCUUAACCACUGAUGUACUGUUCUCUCAGCAUACCUAAUGAGAUGUUGAUUGCUGUGGAAACUGGUCAAAACAGCUGAACUAGGCCAAAACCUGUCAGUACCUCAUAAUGAGCAACUACCUAUGCCUGCCCAAGCAGGUAUUGUAAGUACAGGUUUAAGUAGGGACGCUGGGUGAGGCAGUGACGUUGGAGCCAUUCUAAAAGCCUAUGACUGAUACAAACCAUAAAAAUCAGUUUAUUAGGUGGGGCCCAAUGUUCUAUUUUUUCAAGAUCCCCAGCUCCCUGGGUUUAAGCAAGAACUGGAAACUGCUGCCAGACUAACCAGAAACAAGGUGUUUUUUUCUCCUCACAGUAAUCCCUUUAUUGUUGUUUAUUCUAAAAUUAUCUAUUACAUUACUUUAUGAUCAUAACUUCUCAUUUAAAUCAGCAGGACUGGUUGUGUAGAGAUCAUGGAUAUGUAAAGUUAUAGAAUUGAGUAAAUUAUCAAUGAAAUUGCAUAUUUACACUCAGCCUUUAAUGGUCAGAUUGCAUUCUGAUGUUCCUUCAAUAAUUAAGAUGUCUUAUGUCCACUGUGCAUUGAGGAACCAAGUUAUUGCUUAAGUAACAUGCUAUUAUACUUUGUUGUAUGUUUAAAAAAAACUUAAGUUAUAUGAGCAUAUGGAAGUAUUUCUUUUCUGUCUUGUCUUUACCCCCAUGUGCCUUAAAGAUUCUAUCAAACUUUAUGUAACUUUAAUACUGUAAGAUCUUUUUUGUAGCUUUCCAAAAUGUAUACCAGCUUGACAAAACCCAAGGACACCAACAGCUGUAAGGCCAGACUAAUGCCAUCUCUGACCUCAGUUACCAUCAGUCCACAUUCCACUGAAAGAAAAAUAUUUGCACUUCAGCAUAAGGCCAAAUGUUUAUAUGGAAAGCUAGAUGUUGAAAUGUUUAUAACUGUAACUCUUAGAAAGCCAACAUUCAAUUUAGUUUCACUGGCCUUGAAAAGCUGAGGCAACAGAAAGCUUGGAAAA